Molecule: messenger RNA, 2805 nt
Organism: Arabis nemorensis
Lineage: Eukaryota; Viridiplantae; Streptophyta; Magnoliopsida; Brassicales; Brassicaceae
Source: the annotation of a GenBank genome assembly
AUGAAUGCUUUAGCUGCAACAAACAGGAACUUCCGUCAUGCAUCGCGAAUCCUGGGUUUGGAUUCGAAGAUCGAGAGGAGUCUUAUGAUCCCCUUUAGAGAGAUCAAGGUUGAGUGCACGAUCCCUAAAGAUGAUGGUACUCUGGUUUCGUACAUCGGAUUUAGGGUUCAACACGACAAUGCUCGUGGACCCAUGAAAGGUGGAAUCAGAUAUCAUCCUGAGGUGGAUCCUGAUGAAGUGAACGCACUGGCUCAGCUAAUGACAUGGAAAACUGCUGUAGCAGAUAUUCCAUACGGUGGAGCUAAAGGUGGAAUUGGAUGCAGCCCUCGAGAUUUGAGUUUGAGCGAGCUUGAGCGACUUACUCGUGUCUUUACACAGAAGAUUCAUGAUCUCAUCGGUAUUCAUACCGAUGUGCCUGCUCCUGAUAUGGGUACAAAUGCUCAAACCAUGGCUUGGAUUCUUGAUGAGUACUCCAAGUUUCAUGGUCAUUCCCCUGCUGUUGUCACUGGAAAGCCCAUUGAUCUUGGUGGUUCACUUGGUAGGGAAGCUGCCACAGGACGCGGUGUAGUUUUCGCCACUGAAGCUCUUCUUGCUGAGUAUGGGAAAUCAAUUAAGGGAUUGACAUUUGUUAUUCAGGGUUUCGGGAAUGUUGGAACAUGGGCUGCUAAGCUGAUCCAUGAGAGAGGUGGAAAAGUGGUUGCAGUAAGUGACAUUACAGGUGCAGUGAGGAACCCUGAAGGUAUAGACAUCCCGGCUCUUCUGAAACACAAAGACGCAACUGGAAGUCUCAAUGAAUUCAGCGGUGGAGACGCUAUGGAUUCAGAAGAAUUGCUAAUCCAUGAGUGCGACGUUCUCAUCCCUUGCGCUCUUGGCGGUGUCCUGAACAAAGAAAAUGCUGGAGAUGUGAAGGCAAAGUUCAUAGUAGAGGCAGCAAACCAUCCAACCGAUCCAGAUGCUGACGAGAUUCUGUCGAAGAAAGGAGUGAUUAUACUUCCAGAUAUAUACGCAAACGCAGGAGGAGUGACGGUGAGUUACUUUGAGUGGGUGCAGAACAUUCAAGGGUUCAUGUGGGAAGAGGAAAAAGUGAACCUGGAGCUGCAAAAGUACAUGACUCGAGCCUUCCACAACAUCAAGUCAAUGUGCCAUACUCAUUCCUGCAACCUCCGUAUGGGAGCUUUCACUCUUGGAGUUAACCGAGUCGCUCGAGCCACAACGUUGCGUGGCUUCUCGACGUCUCACGGAGGUUCUGGCGGCGGGGCUGUUACUUUACGGGAUGAGGUACGUUGUAGAAAAAGAGAGUCGAGGUGGUCUAGAAUCGUCGAGCCACCUCCAGAAACGGAUCGAGCAAACGGCACGUUGAGUUGCCCUAGACGCUUUUACCAGCUAAAGCUUAAAGAAUACCAUUAUCAGUAUCAAAAUGGAACUCUUCAGGAUGAUGAUAUCCAUCCCGAUGAUGCCAAUGACUAUGUAGGGAAUUUUUUACAAUCCUGUCGUAUUGAGCCUCCUCCUUUAAGUGAGUCACUUCCUCCUUUAGGGGAAUUUACAUGCGAUUCUGCAUUUACAUUUCCUCCAGGGAUCACACUCAAGGAGCUUGUGUACAGGAAUCCUAACUUCGAGUUUAUGAAGCCACUGGACAAGGGAGUGGUCUCGGCUAUGAUUGAUUUGCAUGCUUUUGUUGGUGGUGUUGACUGUUUUACUUACAUGGAGUUCGCUCACCAUUCUCUUGUCAUGCAACCACCUCAACGCCUUUCAAUGAUGAUGAACCGAUUCACACAAAUGCAGGUUGGACCUCUGGAUAUCCAAACUGAUGCACAAACUGUUCUUGAGGAUCCUGCAUUGACAUUUCCUGCAAGGAUCACACUCAAAGAACUUGGUGUUAUUAAGCUCACAGCGCAGUUUGUGGCUCGAUAUGGGAUCUAUUUUCGUCGGGCUCUGAUGGUGAAAGUGGUUACGAUCCCUCAGUUUGAGUUUAUGGAGAAGAAUCGUAGCAGGAACUUCUUAUUCAAUAUGCUUGUCAAAAAACUGAAGGUGAGUGAUGCGUGCACGGCCACUGUUCUCGAGGUUUUCUUCCACCGUCUUCAAUUGGAGAAGCUCAAGGAUGGAGUGAAGGAUGGGGUGCAGACGGCUAUGAUUGAGUUGCAUGCUUUUGUGGGUGGUCUUGACUGUUUUGCUCACAGGGCGAAUUGCCAAUUUUCUGCUAUCUUGCCGCCACCUGAACCCGUUUCAACGAUGAUGAAGUGGCUAACACAGCCCGAUAUGCUUCUGCAGCAUACGCUGGGACCUCUGCUUUCUGAAUACCAUAUGAAGACUCAUGACAUCAAAGAUUAUCCUCUAGCUCCUCAUCAGUUUGUAGCUGAUUUUUUUAGGCUUUAUCGAAGAAGCCUUUCAUUUACAUUUCCUGCAAAGAUCACACUCAAGGAGCUUGGUGUUAUUAAGCUCACAGCGCAGUUUGUGACGCGGUCUGUUCUUGAGGUUUUUCUCCUCCGUCUUCAGUUGGAGAAGCUGGGGGAGAGAGUGGAGACGGCUAUGAUUGAUUUGCAUGCUCUUAUGAGCGUUGUUGACUGUUUUGCUCACAUGGAUGAUAUUAACUAUUCUGCUAUCAUGCCACCACCUCAACGCCUUUCAACGAUGAUGAACCGGCCAACACAAAUGCGACCUGAUAUGCUUGUGCAGCCUCCACUGGGAUCUCAGCAUUCGGAAUACCAUGCUCAGAAUGAAGAUGGAGCUCCGGAUAUCCAACCUGAUCCUCCAGCUACCCAUGAAUGUGUAGGUGAUGCACAACCUGAUCUUGAGCUUCCUCCUUAA